AUGAUGUCUGCUACAGAAAAGCAAAACCAAACCAACAUUUCCGAGUUCAUCCUCCUGGGAUUUGGUGAUUUACCCAACCUCCAGAUUCCUCUCUUCCUGCUCUUUCUCAUGAUCUACAUGGUGACAAUGAUGGGGAACAUCCUCAUCCUCGUGUUGGUGGGGGCUAAUCAGCAUCUCCACACCCCAAUGUACUUCUUCCUCAGCAACUUGUCUUGCUUGGAGCUGUGCUACAGUUCCACCAUCCUGCCCAAGCUCCUGGCUGCCUUCCUGACGGGUGACAGAAGGAUUUCCUACAGCAGCUGCAUGACACAGUUUUUUGUAUUUGCUUUCCUAGCUUCAGUAGAGUGCUGUCUCCUGGCAGUGAUGUCCUAUGAUCGGUACUUGGCAGUAUGCAAACCUUUACAUUACACCAGCCUAAUGAAUCAGCAGCUUUGCACAGCACUGGCUGCAGGAGCCUGGGGAAGUGGGUUCAUGAUCAGCUUUGUAAUUACACUGUUGAUGUCACAAAUGGUGUACUGCGAUCGCAGUGAGAUCGACCAUUUCUUCUGUGAUUUCAACCCUGUGAUAAAAUGCUCCUGCAGUGACACAUUUCUGGUGGAAGCUGUAACCUCUGUGAUGGCUGCUGUAUGUACAGUGCUGCCCUUUCUUUUCAUUGUAGCCUCCUAUAUUUUAAUCAUCAGCAGCAUCCUGAGAAUCUCUUCAGCUACAGGAAGGCAAAAAGCAUUUUCCACAUGCUCCUCUCACCUCAUUGUUGUCACUAUUUUCUAUACAACCAUCAUCCUUGUCUAUAUGUUGCCCAGAACCUACAGCCUCACAGCUUUUAACAAGCUGCUCUCUGUCUUCUACACUGUAGUGACACCCAUGAUGAAUCCACUUAUCUACACCUUAAGAAACAAAGACAUCAGAGGAGCCCUGUGGAAAAAUGUCCAUGCAUUUAUGGAUUUCUAUAAAUGA
Messenger RNA from Calypte anna (Anna's hummingbird), 954 nucleotides. RefSeq names its product olfactory receptor 5B21. The record is from RefSeq and is a predicted model, not a curated record. The transcript has a single exon. Bases 1 to 954 code for a protein of 317 amino acids. NCBI's taxonomy places the organism in Eukaryota, Metazoa, Chordata, Aves, Apodiformes, Trochilidae. Gene Ontology annotation, molecular function: olfactory receptor activity; G protein-coupled receptor activity. Gene Ontology annotation, biological process: G protein-coupled receptor signaling pathway. Gene Ontology annotation, cellular component: membrane.